Fusarium odoratissimum NRRL 54006 is the source of this 1767-nucleotide messenger RNA. RefSeq lists its product as uncharacterized. Gene Ontology annotation, biological process: transmembrane transport. The transcript is spliced from 8 exons. Gene Ontology annotation, molecular function: transmembrane transporter activity. Lineage: Eukaryota; Fungi; Ascomycota; Sordariomycetes; Hypocreales; Nectriaceae. The record is from RefSeq and is a predicted model, not a curated record. Gene Ontology annotation, cellular component: membrane. Bases 73 to 1545 code for a protein of 490 amino acids.
CAUCAGUCAUGUUUAUAUAACUGCGAGAUUAUCUCUGGACAAUGAUAAACAGAGACCAAGCGUACAGCAAAAAUGGCACAUCGGAUUGACACCCAUAGUCACAGUGACGCUGAAGUCGCGACAAAACCUAGCCUCGACGCCAAAGCCAAUCCUGUAUUGGACACAGAGGUCAUCGACCAUGGUCUUGACCCCGAUGCAAAGUCGAGUUCCGAAUGGCGACGCAUUGCUGGUUUCUUUUGGGACUCGAUUGACGGGGAUCCUAAGUACCGCGCAUAUGUAAGACGUUUAGAUCUGAUCUUCUUUCCAACGGUGUUGCUUGGCUACUUCAUCAAAUACUUGGACCAGACCAAUUACAGUAACGCCUUUGUCAGUGGCAUGCAAGAAGAUCUCGAUCUUUACGGCAACGAGCGCAACUGGCUUGGCACAUGGUUUAGUCUGGGCAUCAUGGUCGGUACUAUCCCGGCUCAAAUGCUACAGUUGAGCCAUAUUCGCCCUUCCAUCUUGAUUCCUACUUGUGAGAUAUGCUGGUCGGCGUUGGUCAUUGGCAUGGGCUUUACCCAUAGUAUUAAAGUGAUGUACGUUCUGCGUUUCUUCAUCGGAUUGUUCGAAUCAUGCGCUUUUCCUGGAUACAUCGCCAUGCUUGGCAGUUGGUAUGGUCCUAAUGAGCUGACAAAGCGUCUGGCCAUUCUUCUUGAGGUUGAGUCUAUCGCUAGCAUGUUUAGCGGAUAUCUUCAGGCUGGUUUAUACAGUAGUAUGAAUGGACGCCAUGGCCUAGCUGGUUGGAGGUGGUUGUUCAUUAUGGACGGAGUAAUCUCAGUUCCUGUGGCCAUCUGGGGUUUGUUUGGACUGCCUGAUCACCCACAUAACACGAGAGCCUUUUACUGGACAAAAGAACAUAUCAAGUAUGGCCAGGAGCGAAUUGCCAAGUUUGGUGUCAAAGAGCAGAUCAAGCUGAACUGGGCCGAGAUUAAGCGAAUUUACACGGGUUGGAAAAUUUGGAUGUUUGUCAUCCCAUACACCAUGGUCGCUGCCUGCCACACGGCUACAAGUUACUUCAACCUCUGGCUGAAGGCAGAGGGAUACAGCGUGCAAAAGAUCAACUACUUACCAACUGGUGGAAAUGCGCUCGCCAUUGUCGUAACGGUGGCCUGGGGCAUGAUAGCGGACCGAACCAAGCAGUACUACUGGCUGAUUGCGUCCCUGACGCUUCUGAUGAUCGUGGCCAAUAUUCUUCUCUCAGUCUGGGACAUUCCCAAGUCCGCUCUCAUGUUCGCUUACUACAUCUCCUACACCGGCUCAGCAUGUACUCCUGUGCUCAUUAGCUGGACAUACGGUUUGAAUGCUGCUGAUACCAACACCAGGCAGCUUUUGGUGGCUACGGCUAAUCUUGUGUCGUACGCUUGGGUCCUCUGGGUACCAUUGGUCCUGUUUCCGACAUACGAUGCGCCAAAAUACAAGUACGGCUAUCAGAUUUUGAUAUUGUUUGGUGGAAUUGCCAUUCUGAGUAUCACGGCGAUGAGGUAUCUCUAUAGCCGAAAGAAGUAGUCUAAGAGCUCAGAUCCUCUUAGCUUGAGAGGUGGAUAUUCUGGCGCAGGCAAAAGCAGGAUGAGUCAUAUGACAUCGGCGUAGCUAUAAAUUUCUGUAGUAGAGUGAAGACGACAAGGGUCGGAUAGAAGAGGAAACAUGUUGGUCCAUAAUGGAAGGGCUGGGUUUUGUAUAUAGGCAAGUACGAGACUGGAACGAAUGAUUGGGACAGUUAUAUUCACC